AUUAUCAGAGGGGCCUUCGGACAUCGUCGGCCAGAGCUCAGUUUCCUACCAAGAUCUCCUACCAUGGCCUCUCUUGCGUCGAAUCAGACCAUCUCUGUGGCCGUCAUAGGAGUGGGCCUUGUGGGCGCUGAAUUCGUCGAUCAGCUGUUGGCUUUACCGGCCCCUAAUCCGUUUCGCCUGGUUUCCCUCUCUUCGUCGAAAACAAGUCUGCUCUCGCAGAAUGGGCUCUCGUUCUCCUCCCAAGGAUGGAAGAGCGACCUGGCAAAGUCGGGGACACAGCCCGGCAGUUUCUCGGACCUGGCGAAGGAGCUGUCCAAGCUCGUAGGGCCCAACCAGAAAGUUGUGCUAGUGGAUAAUACGGCUUCUGAAGCCGUUGCAGAGUCAUACCCUGCCUUCCUGAAGGCGGGCGUGAAUGUCAUUACACCAAACAAGAAGGCGUUCUCUGGAGAGUUGUCGUUGUACGAUGACAUCCUGAGCGCAAGUGCGGCAAGCGGUGCGCGGUUCUUAAAUGAGGCUACGGUGGGGGCUGGCCUGCCCAUUAUCUCGACGUUGAAGGACCUGGUCACGACCGGGGACAAGAUCCUGAAGAUUGAGGGAGUCUUCUCAGGGACGAUGAGCUACAUCUUCAACGAGUUCUCCCCGGCUCAAGGAACAGGGCCCGCAUUCUCCUCCGUAGUACGCAUUGCGCGAGAGAAGGGAUAUACGGAACCGCACCCCGCAGACGACCUCAACGGUGCAGACGUGGCCCGCAAGCUGACCAUCCUCUCCCGCUACAUCCCCGCCCUGCGCACGUCCCUGCCAUCCGGGUACAAGUCCGUCAGUACGAGGUCCCUCGUCCCGGCGGAACUCGAGAGCACCGCGUCUGGCGACGAAUUCAUCGAGAAGCUGCCCGCCUUCGACGAGACAUUCGACAAGAUGCGCCAGGAAGCGCACCAGGAGGGAAACGUCCUGCGGUUCGUGGGCGUGGUGGACGUGAGUAGCGGUACGAUCAAGGCGGAUCUCGAGAAGUACCCAGUCACUCAUCCUUUCGCGACGUCCCUUGGGGGCUCAGACAAUAUCAUCAUGUUUCAUACGGAGCGGUACGGUGCUAGGCCACUCAUCGUCCAGGGCGCAGGGGCCGGUGCUGCUGUGACGGCUAUGGGAGUGCUGAGUGACCUCCUGAAACUUGUGUAAGAGCCCCAGGCUGGUGUAGAAGUAACCAAAAAUGCUCCUGUAUUUUGGAUAAAGUAAAAAAGUACAUCGUCUACAGUCGACUCUGUCUUAACC
Gloeophyllum trabeum ATCC 11539 is the source of this 1266-nucleotide messenger RNA. RefSeq lists its product as uncharacterized. The record is from RefSeq and is a predicted model, not a curated record. The transcript has 4 exons. Gene Ontology annotation, molecular function: homoserine dehydrogenase activity; NADP binding; aspartate kinase activity. Lineage: Eukaryota; Fungi; Basidiomycota; Agaricomycetes; Gloeophyllales; Gloeophyllaceae. Gene Ontology annotation, biological process: L-homoserine biosynthetic process; aspartate family amino acid biosynthetic process. The coding region runs from base 64 to 1173 and encodes 369 amino acids.